AUGGGGAGAGCUCCAUGUUGUGACAAGGCAAAUGUGAAGAGAGGUCCAUGGUCUCCUGAUGAAGAUGCAAUGCUUAGAGAUUACAUAGAGAAACAAGGCACUGGUGGCAAUUGGAUUGCUCUCCCUCACAAAGCUGGUUUAAGGAGAUGUGGGAAGAGUUGCAGACUGAGAUGGUUGAACUAUUUGAGACCAAACCUAAGACAUGGAGAUUUCACUGAGGAAGAAGACAAGAUCAUCUGCAGUCUCUUUGCCUCCAUUGGAAGCAGGUGGUCAGUGAUAGCAGCUCACUUGCCUGGUAGAACUGAUAAUGACAUCAAGAACUAUUGGAACACCAAGCUCAAGAAGAAGAUCAUUGCCACUAUGGCUCCUCCACCACCUAAUCACCUCCUAGCCAUUGCUUCGUCAUUACCAUCAUCAUCGUCGUCACAAUACAACAUGAUCAACAGUUCUCUUCCUUAUGACCCAUCAAUAUCUACAAACGACCUGAUCACACCACAUGAGGGGAUGAUGAUGACAAUGAUGGAUCAACAACUAUUAUUCCAAGAAGACAUGGGCAAUUUGGGAAACUCUCCAGGCAGUAACAACCUCAUAAUGAGCCAUCAAGAAGACAACCGAAAGCAAAGUACAAGCAAGGGAAUAUUGUUGUUAAGGGAUGUAAGAAGUGGGUCAUCAAGUACAAGAAGUACAGAAGCAAGAGUAAAGAGUAAACAUCAUGAUUAUCAUCAUGACGAGGAGGGGAGAUCAACUGAAGAUUAUGGGAUGGAGGAGAUCAAGCAAUUAAUAAGUAGUAGCUGUACAAGUAGUACUACUAAUAGCUUGUGGUUUGAUGAAAACAAGACAGAAGAUAAGUUCAUGAUGUACUAUUGAUCUCU
This is a messenger RNA of Eruca vesicaria subsp. sativa (arugula), 872 nucleotides long. The record is from the annotation of a GenBank genome assembly. NCBI's taxonomy places the organism in Eukaryota, Viridiplantae, Streptophyta, Magnoliopsida, Brassicales, Brassicaceae.